Parascedosporium putredinis is the source of this 2409-nucleotide messenger RNA. The record is from the annotation of a GenBank genome assembly. NCBI's taxonomy places the organism in Eukaryota, Fungi, Ascomycota, Sordariomycetes, Microascales, Microascaceae.
AUGAGCGCCGAGACUCCGGUCCAGAAGAACCUCGUGGAGGCCAACGGCGCGUACGCGAGCAACUUUCCCCAUGGAGAUCUUGCCCUUCCGCCAGCGAAGAAAUACCUUAUCCUGACCUGCAUGGACGCACGCAUCGACCCGGCAGCCGCGCUCGGCAUCUCCCUCGGCGACGCGCACGUGGUACGCAACGCCGGCGCCAGCGCCCGCGAGGCCCUCCGCAGCAUCGUCAUCUCCCAGCAGCUCCUGGGCACGCGCGAAGUGUUUGUGAUCAAGCACACGGACUGCGGCAUGCUGACGUUUACGGGCGACGUGGCGCGGGGCAUCGUCGGGACGAACCUGGGCGCCGAGGCCGCGGCCGAGGUGGCGGGGCUCGACUUUGAGUUCCCGCACCUCGAGGACGAGGUGAAGAAGGAUGUGGAGUGGCUUCGGGGCAGGAAGGCGGACGACGACCUGACUUCGCGCUCGCGCACGUCGAUCCUCCACCUCAUCGGCACCGUCCACGCUGACCAAGCCCUGCGAGAUGCGUCGCUCGAGGCCGACAAGCUCCUGAGCGCCGCGGGGACCGAGAGCAUCGCCCGGCGCGACAUCGCGGCCCUCGUCCGCGCCGUGUACGAGCGGUACGAGCGCGGCGAGGAGGACCUCGACCCGGAGGACGCCCACCUCCUCGAGCAGACGUACGGCGCCUACCGCCGCAACGGGUCCGCCCUGGAAGAAGGCCCCGAACGAGACCGGUUCCUCGCGCUCAAGAGGGAGCUCCAGGACGUGCUGAACGCGGCGAGAAAGACGCUCAACGAGGCCGACGACGGCGUGUGGUUCACGCGCGCGGAGCUCGAGGGCGUGCCCGACAGGAACAUUGCCAAGUACAAGCGCGGCGACGAGGACGGCGGCGGUUCCGAGACGUACCGCGUCACGUUCCGCGGCGGCGACUACCCGGCCCUCAUGCAGAAUGCCGUGCGCGCGGCGACGAGGAAACGGGCCUACCUCGCGCGGAACAACCGGUUUCCCGAAAACGUCGAGAGGCUGCGGCGCGUCGUCAAGCUGCGGGAUACCCUCGCCAAGAUCCUUUGCUACGAGAACCACGCGUCGUUGAAGAUGGAGUCUCGCAUGUCUGAGAGCGUGGACGAGGUCGUCCGCUUCCUCGAGGAUCUCCGCGUGAGGCUGACGCCCCUCGGCAAGGAGGAGAUUGCGGCCGUUCUGCGACUCAAGCGGGCUCAUCUUGAGGAGGGGGCCGCGGAUGCUGUGGACGAGGAGGAGCUCGGGACGCUUUACGAGUGGGACUGGGCGUUUUACGUGCGCAUGUACGAUCGCGAAAAGUUUGCCCUCGACAUGAGCAGGUUUCCCGAGUACUUUGAGGUGUGGCACACGCUCGCGGGGAUGCUCUCCAUUUUUGAGAGGUUGUUCAAGCUCUCCUUUCGUCGCGCCGAGUGCGAUGGCUGGCACGAGGACGUGAUUCUCUACACGGUGUGGGAUGGCGAUGAGCUCGGUGCCGGCUUCUUGGGCUAUCUCUAUCUAGACAUCUUUAAUCGCAAGGGGAAGCUCUCGCAGGCUCGCCACGUGUCUAUUGUGCCGGGCUUUAUUGACGAGGGCAGAGGAAAGCGGCAGUACAGGGCGAGCGCGCUCAUCCUCAGCCUCAGCAAGCCCACUGUAGAGACCCCCACCCUCCUGCUCCACGGAGAGGUCAAGACCAUGUUCCACGAGCUGGGCCACGCCAUCCACUACCUCGUCAGCAAGACAAAAUACGCCCUGGGCUUCUCGCGGGACUUUGUCGAGAUCCCCAGCAUCAUGCUCGAGAACUGGAUCUGGGACCCAAACGUGCUCGUCCAAGUCAGCAAGCACUACAGCCUCCUGGGCGAGGAUACCGCGCGGCACUGGAAGGCCGAGCAGGACAAGGCGGUCGCCGGGGGAGUCCCCGUCAACGGGACGCAGCACAUGCUCGGACUCGUCCACCAGGCGCUCUUUGACUUGACGAUUCACACGGGCAAGGGGUACGGCGAUGUGGCGGAUAUUGACCUCACGCGCUUGUAUAGCGAGAUGGGCCGGGACAUCACCAUGCUCGCCGGGCUACUUGAUGGGCGGACGGGCGAGCCCACGACGAUCAAGGAAGCUGGGUUCGGGCAUAUAUUCCGUGCCUACGACGCAGGCUACUUUGCCUACGCCAUGGCACGGACGAUUGCCAUGGACUUAUUCGUGACCUUUUUCGCAAAGGACCCCAUGGACGCCGAGGUCGGCGCCAGGUACCGCAGGGACUUUCUCCAGCGCGGGGCGGGCCGCCCAGAGGCCGAGAUUUUGCGCGGAUUCCUCGGGCGCAAACCUAGCACCGUGCCGUUUUUCGAGUUUCUGGCCGGCGCCCCGAAACCCCUGGAUGCGGAACCCCAGGCCCAGACCGAGCCGCGGAGUAGGUUGGCUUAG